Onychostruthus taczanowskii (white-rumped snowfinch) is the source of this 1104-nucleotide messenger RNA. RefSeq names its product ganglioside induced differentiation associated protein 1 like 1 (gene GDAP1L1). The record is from RefSeq and is a predicted model, not a curated record. NCBI's taxonomy places the organism in Eukaryota, Metazoa, Chordata, Aves, Passeriformes, Passeridae. The transcript is spliced from 6 exons. Bases 1 to 1104 code for a protein of 367 amino acids.
AUGGCGACUCCCAAUAAUGUUACUCCCACCAACUGCAGCUGGUGGCCCAUCUCGGCGCUGGAGAACAACGCGGGGAAAUCCACGGAGGGGGAGGAAAAUCACGACCCGACAGACCCCGCUCUCAAAUCCCAGGACAGAUUGGUUUUGUACCACUGGACCCAGUCUUUCAGCUCACAAAAGGUGCGGCUGGUGAUCGCAGAGAAGGGGCUGCCCUGCGAGGAGCGCGACGUCAGCAUGCCCCUGAUGGAGCACAAGGAGCCCUGGUUCAUGCGGCUCAACCUGGGCGAGGAGGUGCCCGUCAUCAUCCACAGGGACAACAUCAUCAGCGACUACAACCAGAUCAUCGACUACAUGGAGAAGAACUUCACGGGAGAGAACGUGCCACAGCUGAUCCCCGAGCCGGGCAGCCUGCUGCACUCGCGGGUGCUGCAGUACCGGGAGCUGCUGGACUCGCUGCCCAUGGACGCCUACACGCACGGCUGCAUCCUGCACCCCGAGCUCACCACCGACUCCAUGAUCCCAAAGUACGCCACCACUGAGAUCCGCAGACAUUUAGCUAACGCCACCACAGAUCUGAUGAAGCUGGACCAUGAAGAGGAGCCACAGCUAUCUGAGCCUUACCUCUCCAAGCAGAAGAAGCUCAUGGCCAAGAUCCUGGAGCACGAUAAUGUGAACUACUUGAAGAAGAUCCUUGGAGAGCUUGGGAUGGUGCUAGACCAGAUUGAGGCUGAGCUGGAGAAAAGGAAAUUGGAGUACCAAGGGCAGAAGUGUGAACUUUGGCUCUGCGGAUGCGUCUUUACUUUGGCCGAUAUCUUGUUAGGAGCUACCCUGCACCGCCUCAAGUUUCUGGGACUCUCUAAGAAAUACUGGGAAGAUGGCAGCAGACCUAACCUACAGUCCUUCUUUGACAGGAUACAGAAACGCUUCGCCUUCAGGAAAGUUUUGGGAGACAUCCACACCACGCUCCUCUCUGCAGUGGUACCCAAUGCCUUCAGGCUGGUCAAGAGGAAACCUCCCUCCUUCCUUGGAGCCUCCUUCCUGAUGGGAUCUCUGGGGGGAAUGGGAUAUUUUGCUUAUUGGUACUUAAAGAAAAAAUACAUCUAG